Hydractinia symbiolongicarpus is the source of this 924-nucleotide messenger RNA. Its product is annotated as tyrosine-protein kinase BTK-like. Gene Ontology annotation, biological process: protein phosphorylation. Lineage: Eukaryota; Metazoa; Cnidaria; Hydrozoa; Anthoathecata; Hydractiniidae. Gene Ontology annotation, molecular function: ATP binding; protein serine/threonine kinase activity. Bases 1 to 924 code for a protein of 307 amino acids. The transcript has 3 exons. The record is from RefSeq and is a predicted model, not a curated record. Gene Ontology annotation, cellular component: cytoplasm.
AUGGAUAAAGACAAGGAUUGUAAUAAAAUUGAUGCAACAAAGUCUUUUCAAGAAAUUAGUUUUGACAAAAGAGGAAGAAAUAUAAAAAAGAAGGCCAUGAGAAAGGAAAGGAGAAGAGAAAAACACUUAAAGGAAAGGGAAGUUCAACUACAAUCGAAUGAAAAAGUACCACAGUUGGAACUUGAAAACUCAGUACUAAAAAGAUGCGUAAAGAAACCAAAAGGAAUGAAUAGUCGUGAUAUUCACCUAACAUGUUCCUCCAGACUGAUGAUGCACCUCAAUCAAGAUAAGAACUUUAACAUGAAUAAACACCUCAAUUACCAUAUCCCACAGUUUUCAAAGACGGAUAUCCAGAUACAUGACGUUAAUAUAGGUAAUGGGGUCUUCAGAAAAAUCUCGAACGGAUACAUAGUUAGUCAAAGGCAACGGAUCGCUGUAAAGACCGUUUCUUUGAAUAGCAGUGUAACAGAAAUACUAGCCGAAUGUAAAAAAACAAUGGUAAUGACUGGUAACCCUAAUUUUUCAUUCGUUUUUGGUUUCCUAAGCCCUAGUCGUAAAGUAUUAGAGUAUGUAUGCGAAAAUGACGGUUCUACAUCUCCAACGUUAGCAGACAUUUUGCACAAAACUGCACUCAUACAUUGGAAAUUAGUGAAGAUAGCCAUUGAUUUGUGCAAAGCUAUUCAUUGUCUUCACACAAAAGGAUUACUCAACAACGAUCUUCACACACGAAAUAUUUUAAUCCGUAAUACAUCUAAUGUAAAAGUGAUAGAUUUUGGCAAGUCAACGCUUAUCAUUGAUCUGCUAAAAUACAAAAUAGAACCUGGAUCCAGCCGUCACAAAAGAUUCAACUCGAUCCAUAUGUUUCUUGCGUAUGAGUUGCGUGAUAUACCCGGUUCUUACCAGACCAUCGCAUCUGAUUUUUAA